Symbiodinium necroappetens is the source of this 381-nucleotide messenger RNA. The record is from the annotation of a GenBank genome assembly. NCBI's taxonomy places the organism in Eukaryota, Dinophyceae, Suessiales, Symbiodiniaceae.
AUGCAAACAGACGUGAAAGUAACGCGUGAUGGUCAGCAUGGGCGAAAUGCCUCUGGCGGCAGCUACUGGCAGUGGCUAGACAAAGCCUAUCUAGCGCUGCAAGCUGCAUCACAGGUGCCCCGCGCACGACUUCUGUGGCACCGUGUCAUCUUCUCCGGCCAGCUGCAAGCAGGGGGCCGGAGUGGAUUCAGCGCCGGCUACACGCACUACCUGUGCUUCACAACCGGCGACACCGACGAAGCACUGGAUCGCGGUGCUUUUCCUGAUGUGAUUCGGAAGGGCCUCUCCACUUGGACCUCGGGCUCGGGAGCUCAUGCGGUGCAGUUGGCCUGUAGCUACCUGAAGGCGCAGGGCAUCCAGACGGUGGUGGAUCCUUUCUGU